Lolium perenne is the source of this 1577-nucleotide messenger RNA. Its product is annotated as glutamine synthetase, chloroplastic. Gene Ontology annotation, cellular component: cytoplasm. Lineage: Eukaryota; Viridiplantae; Streptophyta; Magnoliopsida; Poales; Poaceae. Gene Ontology annotation, molecular function: glutamine synthetase activity. The record is from RefSeq and is a predicted model, not a curated record.
CGUCUCGUCUGCCGCCCCUGCUAGCGUUGACAAGGAACACGGCGGCAGAGUAGCUACCUACUAGCUAGCCUGAUGGCACAGGCGGUGGUGCCGGCGAUGCAGUGCCAGAUGGGCGCGCUGGGCAAGUCGGCCGUCCGUGCCAGGGCCGGCGGAAGGGUGUGGGGCGUCAGGAGGGCCGCCCGCGGCACGGCCGGGUUCAAGGUGCUGGCCCUCGGCCCCGAGACCACCGGGGUGGUGCAGAGGAUGAACCAGCUGCUCGACAUGGACACCACGCCCUUCACCGACAAGAUCAUCGCAGAGUACAUCUGGGUUGGAGGGUCUGGAAUUGACAUCAGAAGCAAAUCAAGGACGAUAUCGAAACCGGUGGAGGACCCUUCCGAGCUACCCAAGUGGAACUACGAUGGAUCGAGCACAGGGCAGGCUCCUGGAGAAGACAGUGAAGUCAUCCUAUACCCACAGGCUAUAUUCAAGGACCCAUUCCGAGGAGGCAACAACAUCAUAGUUAUGUGUGACACGUACACACCACAAGGGGAACCCAUCCCUACCAACAAACGCGCCAGGGCUGCACAAAUUUUCAGUGACCCAAAGGUUUCUUCGCAAGUGCCAUGGUUUGGAAUCGAACAGGAGUACACUUUGAUGCAGAGAGACGUGAACUGGCCUCUUGGCUGGCCUGUUGGAGGGUACCCUGGCCCCCAGGGUCCAUACUACUGCGCCGUGGGAUCAGACAAGUCAUUUGGCCGUGACAUAUCGGAUGCUCACUACAAGGCAUGCCUUUACGCUGGAAUUGAAAUCAGUGGAACAAACGGGGAGGUCAUGCCUGGUCAGUGGGAGUACCAGGUUGGACCUAGUGUGGGUAUUGAUGCUGGAGAUCACAUAUGGGCUUCAAGAUAUCUUCUCGAGAGAAUCACGGAGCAAGCUGGUGUAGUGCUCACUCUGGACCCAAAACCAAUCCAGGGUGACUGGAAUGGAGCUGGCUGCCACACAAAUUACAGCACAAAGAGCAUGCGUGAAGAUGGAGGUUUUGAAGUGAUUAAGAAAGCAAUCCUGAACCUUUCACUUCGUCACGACUUGCACAUCAGUGAAUAUGGUGAAGGAAAUGAACGGAGAUUGACAGGGUUACAUGAGACAGCUAGCAUAUCAGACUUUUCAUGGGGUGUAGCAAACCGCGGUUGCUCUAUUCGGGUGGGGCGAGACACUGAGGCAAAAGGGAAAGGAUACCUGGAGGACCGUCGUCCAGCCUCAAACAUGGACCCAUACACUGUGACUGCCCUACUGGCUGAAACCACGAUUCUCUGGGAGCCGACCCUUGAAGCAGAGGCUCUUGCUGCCAAGAAGCUGGCGAUGAACGUAUGAAGGACUGAAAAGGAUGAAUUUCUGGGAAAAUAAAUCGACAGCGACACUGUUUGCCGUCCAUUCUUCCUGAUCUUGUGGUUCCAUCGGGGCACUGUCUGUACAAAAUUUACAGUUUGUAGAACCACUUUGCCUUUCGCUUGAACUUCACAUUUGAUCUGGGUCUGUAUCUGAUUCCACUUGGAACUACGUUAAAGGAUAAUGAAACACACAGGAUUUUGAUUCAG